Molecule: messenger RNA, 6273 nt
Organism: Lagopus muta (rock ptarmigan)
Lineage: Eukaryota; Metazoa; Chordata; Aves; Galliformes; Phasianidae
Product: protein O-GlcNAcase-like
Exons: 16
Coding region: 2487-5255 (922 amino acids)
Biological process (GO): glycoprotein metabolic process
Molecular function (GO): beta-N-acetylglucosaminidase activity
Source: RefSeq, a predicted model, not a curated record
GUGUGCGCGCGUGUGUGUGUGCGCGCGAGUGCCCAGGAGCACUGUCCUUGUCCCCUCACUGAAGGGCUCCACACAGCCUGGCAUCCCCAGUGGAUGGUGGCACUGGGAUCUGGCUGCUGGUGCAGGAUGGAGCUUGGGCACCCAGCGCUCCCAGCCCAGAGCUGCGCCUGGCCACCACAGCCCGCCCAGCCUAGGGGCCAACCUGGAGCCCAGCCUGUCCCUGCAGUGCAGGCUUGUGCAGAAGGUGAGCGAGCGUGGCCUGUGUCCAGCCAGCCCCGGUAGUUGCUGCUUGCUCAAGUAACCCAGCCUGGCAGCACAGAGCUGGCUUUCAUGGGGUAUAAUUGUCUGCACUGAUGCAUAUUGACGAGCAUAAUUCUGGUUACGAGCAGCAUCAUGCCUGUCCCAGGGGCUGAAUCUUCACAUGCUUUGAGCACUCCUUGCAUUCUGCAGCUGCCUACAUGCCAUGUCACUGCGCUCUGAGCACACUUUGGUGGCCCACAGUGCACUCUGACUGUCGGGCUGUGGCCGGUCAGUCGCUUGUAGGCUCCUCACUCCCCAGAUGGCCCAGGCAGCAUCACCUGGCUUCCUAGCACUGCCUGAACCUGCAAGGGGGAAAGGGAGAUGCCACAGACCCUGGCUCUGUUGGCCCCUGACACCCGUUUUUCCUAUGCAAAGCCAUGCAGGCGGGUUAGAUGGAGGCACUACCGGUGGUGAUAGCCGCUAGGAGGGCCCUCAGCCCUGCAUGCAGGAGUGCACCAGUGCUUCUCCUGGCCUCACCCCCCACACACAAAUGGACCACAGUAACAAAGCCACGUGCUUGCUUCCCAUUACAAAGUCUUGUGGCUCAGAGAGGCUGCAGGACACAGAUCUGCCUCACUAUUCAUCUGACAAACAGGAAAAGCAGCCAGAAAUAGAGCAGAGUAGCGCAGUGAUGACGAACACGAGGUUCUGCACGCACGCAGGUACCGGUGUCCGUGCAGCUGCAGACCAGGGAAGUACUGACGUGGCAGCACUUCUGCAAACCAGAACCUGCGCGACGGCGAGGAUCACGAGCCAAACUGCGUCAACAGCCCAGAGCAGCGUGACGAGGCCAGAUGUUUGCGGGCAGGUUUCUAUGGGAGGCCAUGGUCCAUGGAACAGAGGAAACUUCUCUUCAGAUGGCAAGUAUCCCGAAUUGGUUUUAAACUGAGAUGGGAGGUUUAGGUUGGAUAUCAGGAGGAAGUUUUUCACCCAGAGGGUGGUGAGGCACUGGAACAGGUUGCCCAAGGAGGCUGUGGAUGCCCCAUCCCUGCAGGCAUUCGAGGCCAGGCUGGAUGUGGCUCUGGGCAGCCUGGGCUGCUGGUUGGUGACCCUGCAUACAGCAGGGGGUUGGAAUGAGAUGAGCAUUGUGCUCCUUUGCAACCCAGGCCAUCCCUGUGAUUCUAUGAUUCUACGAAUUUUGCUCUCUGCAGUCACUAGGAAGGUAGACAAGGUGGAAUCCAAUGGCGCAUGACAGUCCCCGCUGCUCCCAGGGCCGGUCAAGGGGAAAAGCCCCUGUGCUGCCCCGAGCCGAAGUGCGGAGACCGCGGGAUGGGGGGGGCGGCGGACGGAGCUGACAGGAGCCGGCGGUGCCGGCCGUGCCCACCAGGUGGCGCUGUGGCUCUGCGGCCGCUGGACGCGCCGGGCCGGGCUCGGGGAGCAGCGCGGGGCGCCGCGGGCGGAGCGGUCGGCGCGGUGCGGGGAGCUGCGUGCUGGUGGUGGCUGGAACGGAGGGUCCGGGGGCUGUGAGCGAUCGCUGUGCGCCGGCAACAGCGCUGGUGCUGUGCUCAAAGUGGGAGAUGUGCUGUAAUGGGGGAGCGUUGGGAGAUGUGAACGCAGAAAAAUGGAACUUAGAAAAACUUGGAAAACCUGCGGCUGAGAUAAAAGAAAGCAAGAGAUAUGUUUUAAAUGAUAUUAGGGAGGAGCACUGGUGAUGGCCCAGUCAAAUCGGUGUGUGCGUUCAUGUGUUCCCAUAUGUGAGCAGAGUUUUCCUUCUCUGGGAAGAAAUAAGAUGAUGUGAUGGUGUCAUGCAGUCCAUGACAGUCUGUUCACUGUCGGAAAAUGUAAAACAUCAUCCACUUGGGAGGAUAAAUAGAACAGAUGAGUAAAUCAGAUGGCUUUCAUGCAGGAGUGCAGAAAGAACUGCCCAGGGAAGUGUCAGUCCUGUUCUGAUGAUCUCCAGUGAAUGUUGGAUUGCUGUGCAGAUUCUGGACAGAACUGUGCUUUUUGAGGCCAGGGAGAGCCUUACGACAGCAUGGCCUCAUCUCCCAAAACAGCCAGGCCCUGCUUUAGCUCCAACCUGCACUCCUUCAACUCCAACUGCGGUGCAGCAUCCAGAGAGCUGAGGAUGGGCUGUGGCUGCACAGUGGGGGCUGCAAGCAGUGGUUGGGAGCCUGCAGGCACAGUGAGGAGAGGGCUGGCAUGCCUGCCUGCAGACUGCCUUGCAAAGAGCCCAUCUGCAGCCCCGGAUGACUCCUUUUCCUUGCUGCAGGUUGAAGCGCUGGGGCCUGAACUGCUACAUGUAUGCACCCAAAGACGAGCUGAAGCACCGGCUGCUCUGGCGAGAGCCUUACACACAGCAUGAGGCAGCCCAGAUGCAGUCUCUCAUCAAAACUGCCCAGGAGCACGGCGUGGAGUUCAUUUUCGCCAUUUCUGCUGGCCAGGACAUCGUGUUCUCAAGUGCUGGGGACAGGCUCCUGCUGCAGCAAAAACUCAGGCAGGUGGCUGCCCUGGGCUGCGGUGCCUUCGCGCUGCUUUUUGACGACAUCGAUCCCUGCUUGUGCCGCGCUGACACAGACGUCUUCCCCUCCCUGGCACAGGCACAGGCGUCUGUGGCCAACGAGGCGUACCGGGAGCUGGGCCUGCCUGCCACCUUCCUCUUCUGCCCCACAGAGUACUGCAGCUCACUCUGCUCCCCCAGCCCUGCUCAGUCCCGUUACCUACAGACCCUCGGCCGGGAGCUGCUCCCAGAGAUUGGGGUCAUCUGGACAGGCCCAAAGGUGGUGUCCCAGGAGCUCUCGGUUGCAUUGGUGGAGGAGGUGGAGCACGUCCUGCAGCGUCGCCUCCUCAUCUGGGACAACCUCUUUGCCAAUGACUACGACUGCCGACGUAUUUUCCUGGGCCCCUACACGGGCCGUGCCCCUGGCCUUAUGCCCCGGCUCUGUGGGCUGCUCCUCAACCCCAACUGCGAGCUCCAGGCCAACUUCAUCCCCAUCCACACUCUGGGCACUUGGUUCCACAGUGAGCUGCAGGGCUGUGCCUGCACCGACAGCACAGGAACAGAAGUUUCAGCAGAGCUGGGGGAUGGUCAGGGCCUGCAGGAAGGUUACAGCCCUCAGGAGGCUCUGGAGUUGGCACUGCUCGACUGGGUGGCUGAGAUAAAGCAGCAGGUGCUGGAGGCAGGAGGAAGGACUCCACUGCAAUCCAGCACUGGCUGCGAGGAAGAGGCAGGGCUGCAUCCUGGCACAGCAGGAGGGCAGGAGGCCCUGCUUGGCCCGCAGCCUUGUGACACUGCUCCCAGUGGGGCAGACCAGCACGAACCGGAGCCCUGUGACGUGACACCGGGGAACAGAAAGAGGAAGGCAACCUCAGUGCCUGAAGAGGGCAAUGGGAGCAGGGCCUCCACCGGUGGUCCAUGGAGCCCUGCAGAGGAUCGGGGCCGGCUCGCUUCAGGUAGCAGAGCGAGCUGUGAGCCCUCCUCUGCUCUGCCCAUCACAGCAGGGAGUGACAGGUCGGCAGGAGCUCCUGUGGCUGAUGAGACCCUCCACAGCCUGGGGACAGCAGUGUGCUGCAGCAGCAGGGCCAGCACCUGCCAGAGCGCUCCCCUGGACAGCGGUGAUGUCAGGGAAAGGGGCAGCAGCCCUCCUGGCAGUCCCCAGCCUGGGGCCAGCACUGCUGAUGUGCUCCAGAUACCCUCAGGGUCUAGGGCUGACCCCAGCCCUGGCCCCAUCUCACAGCUUGUUGAUGGGGCCACCACCAGCCCUGUCCCCACAGCACUGCUUGCUAAUGGGACUGCCAUAAGCCCUGUCCCCUCUGUGCCACUGAUCUCAGAAGAGGCUGGGUCAGACUCCGGUGCCCCACUGACUGUGGAGGAGGUGUGGAUGCUGGUGGAGCUCUUCUACCUGCCCUACCAUCACGGGCCACAGGCACAGCAUCUCUUGGAAGACCUUCGGUGGCUCCGGGCCAACGGUCCCAGCAUGGGAGUCCCCAGCAGAUCACCAGACUCCUGUGUGGUUGCACAGUGGCGCAGCCGGGCCCGUUCCUUCGGGCAGCUCUGUGCCCAGGUGUGCUGCCUGCACAGCCGCUUCGUCCGCAGUGCGGGGCAGGCGCUGCUCUACGACCUGCACCCCUACCUGUGGGACAUCCGCAACCUGCUGCUGGCUGCCAGCGCCUUUGUGCUGUGGUUGGAUGGCCGCCUCCUGUGUGACCCUGAGCACAAGGGCACCUGGGGAAGCUGCUUCAGCUGGUGCCAGAGCAUCACUGCCCCGCUCUUCCCAGGGGAGGACGCUGAGCCCUGGGUGCGCCGUGGGGGCCUCUUUGGAGACCUGCAGGCACUGCUGCCCGUGGGGAACAGCUGUGACCUCUUCUGCCAUCCACCUCCGCUCUUCCCAUCCCGACAGCUGUACCUCCUGCGCCCGCUGCUGCCCCAGGACAAGGGCAAGCUGUACCAAAUGUUCCGGGAGGGUCUGGAUGGUGAGCCCAGCACUGUGGAGGUCCUCGCGUCCCACCCUGACCUGCUGGGUGAUAGGGUGCUGGGCAGCUUCCUGAGCCUCAGCCCUGAGUACACCUUCGUGCUGGAGGAUGAGGGCGGCCCCUGCGGCUAUGCAGCUGGAGCGCUCUGUGCUGAACGAUUCCUGCAAGAGCGCGACAGCAGCUGGCUGCCGGCCAUGCAGCGCAGGUACCCCCGGGAGCUGGGGGUCCUGGGACAGGGUGUCCUGGAAGAAGCACUGCUCUUCUUCCACACGAAGCCGGUGGCUGUGCCGCUGCCCGUGCUGCGACGCUUCCCUUCCCUGGUGCAGCUGGACACGGCCCCGCGGGUGCAGGAUGUGGGUGCCAGCCGCAGUCUGGCUGUAAGCCUGCUGAGCGCCCUCAGAGCCAACGGCUCACGGGGAGUGUUUUGCCAAGUCAGUGCUGCAGACCACCGGCAGCUGAGCUUCUACAGCAAGCUGGGCUUCGUCGCGCUGCCCUUGCCCUGUCCCAGCUCCCCUGGAACGCAGCUCCUGGGACGUCUUCUCUGAGCGAGCAUCAGGGGCAGCCAUGGGGCAGCACCACGGGGCCCCAUCCCACACGGGAUCACUGGAGGAAUCAGGAGCGUGGAGCUUCUCGGGCCAGGCAGGGAUGUGGGAGCGUGGGCUGGGGGUGAGCGAGGUGCUCGUGGGGUGUGUGCAGUGCACCAGGCUGUGGGCUUUUUGGCAAGAGAGAAGCAUUUCUGCCCUUUUGGGAGAUAUGGGUACUGGGAACCUUCACUCUUGCUGGCUGAGCACCCUGAGCACCCUGAUGCAGGGCAUCCCUGGGCUGUGAAGAGCUCCCAGCCUGCAAGUGUGGGGUGGUGGUCCUGGAGCACAGCACGAUAGUGUGCCAGUCCUGCGGGUGGGGCUGCCCAGCUCUCCAUUCCCGUGUGGACCCAGGCUGGGAGGCUGGGGCUGGGGCUGGUUCUCAGCACCCAGGAGCUGCCUUGGAUCAAGCUUGCACGGGGCACAGUGAGGCAGACACAAUUCUGCUGCCCAAGGACUGAUGAAAGUUCUAUCCCUGGUAAUAAAGCAUUUGCUGGCCUUGUUGUUGGUCAUCUCAUGGGGAGAGCAUUGGGAUACCACCGACUCCUUCCAGCAAUCCAUAGCUGCCAGCCACCCAGCCCCGUGCUUGCAGCCAGCACAGUGGGACUUCGGCUACAGUGGCAGCCACAGCUCUGCCUCCAGCUGCUCCCCGGCCUGGGACCCCUCACCACAAUGAGGAAUGGCCCCAGUGCUGGCAGCGUGUGCUCAGCCAGGGUCCCCGCACCUCCUCUGCAAGAUGGGGUCUCCUGUGGCAAUGGCUCCGUUAUGGGUCUCUGGGGGCUCCUCAUGCCAGCAGGGCUGUAGAAUGAACGUCUGUCUGUCCUGCCACGGUCGUGGGGAAAGAGUUUGGAAGGAGGGAUGGAGGGACGAAGGGCUCACGGGAGGCUGCCUCUCCGUAGCUGCCCCGUACCCGUACGGCAGGGAAGAGGCUAAAGAGUGGCCGAGGUACCCGGAGCAGUGGGGACACGGGCAGUCCCUGCUU